CUUUCUAGCUGUAGUUAAGCAUAAACUCAGUAACAAGUAGCCGAGCAGACACAUUGAGAGACACAGAGGCAGAGAGAGGGGGGACAAAGGAGACAAGUGGGUACAUAGAGAGACCGAAAAGGAAAGAGGACUGAUUUUCUCUCUAAAUCUGCUAUCAUGGAGCAUAUCUUACAACAGUUUUUCUGUCUACUUGGAUUUAUUCUGUGCUUGUACUUUUUGUUGAAAUGUUUGGGAUUUUCGAAGUACCUAUUUCCACAUCUAUGGGGAGCUUUGCCGCUGUCCUUUUUUCGAUCAAUGGGCGAAUGGGCAGUUGUGACUGGGGCUGGAGAUGGUAUUGGUAAAGCAUAUUCAAUUGAGCUUGCUAAACGUGGGAUGAAUAUUGUAAUGAUCAGCCGAACGGUUGAGAAAAUGAACACAGUUGCAAUGGAAAUUGAACAUUCAACAGGGAGAAAUGUCAAGAUCAUACAAGUUGACUUCACAAAAGGCAGUAUUUAUGAAUACAUAGAAGAAAGCUUAAAUGGUCUGGAGAUUGGAAUUCUGGUUAACAAUGUUGGAAUGCUUCACAACCCAGAACCGUGUCGCUUUCUCAAUGGACCAGAAAAUGAUACGAAUCUGAUAAACUGCAACAUCCUUUCUGCUGUUAAGAUGACAAGAAUAAUUUUAAAGCAAAUGGAAGAAAGGAAGAGAGGUCUUAUUUUGAAUAUAUCUUCUGCAUUUGGAUAUUUCCCUUGUCCACUCUAUUCUCUCUAUAGUGCUUCUAAAGCUUUUGUUACAACAUUUUCUAAAGCCCUUCAAGCUGAAUAUAAAUCAAAGGGGAUUAUUAUUCAGGCUGUGACACCAUAUGGCGUCUCUACUGCAAUGACAAAAAGAAUAGACACAAAUAUCUUUACCAAAUCUGCAGAAGAUUUUGUAACGCAGUCACUGAGCUACAUAAAACUUGGAAACGAGACAUUUGGCUGUCUAGCACACGAAGUUUUGGGACGUCUCAUUAAUUGUAUUCCUCUGUGGGUGAUCCAUAGCACUGCCGUUCAAGAAUUCACCUUAAAUGUCUUAACUAAAAAAUUUAGAAAGGAACCAAAAAACAUGUAAAGCUAUUUCUGCACAGAUGAACAAAUAGAAUAAUGUGAAAAAAAGAAGAAAACAGAGCCAGAGAAUGCACGCAUUGCUUAGUGAAUUAUUUAUUCUAUGCACACAAAAAAAACAUAGCUU
Molecule: messenger RNA, 1209 nt
Organism: Pelobates fuscus (common spadefoot toad)
Lineage: Eukaryota; Metazoa; Chordata; Amphibia; Anura; Pelobatidae
Gene: HSD17B3
Product: hydroxysteroid 17-beta dehydrogenase 3
Exons: 11
Coding region: 157-1089 (310 amino acids)
Cellular component (GO): endoplasmic reticulum
Molecular function (GO): oxidoreductase activity
Source: RefSeq, a predicted model, not a curated record